Mastomys coucha (southern multimammate mouse) is the source of this 15490-nucleotide messenger RNA. It is a transcript of the gene Zan, whose product is annotated as zonadhesin. The record is from RefSeq and is a predicted model, not a curated record. Gene Ontology annotation, molecular function: protein binding. Gene Ontology annotation, cellular component: membrane. The coding region runs from base 158 to 15448 and encodes 5096 amino acids. Lineage: Eukaryota; Metazoa; Chordata; Mammalia; Rodentia; Muridae. The transcript is spliced from 89 exons.
UGAGGCCAUGAGGACCCCUGGUCCUUAGUACGUGACCUGUUCCUUACUAUCUAAAAGGGUCUCCCCAUCUUCCUUUCAGCCCUGGUAUUCUGAAAUUUCACAAAGUAGUUUCCGGGUCUCUGAAUCCACCACACUAGGGCCACCUCCAAGGUCCCCCAUGGCUCCUCCAGUUUGGACCCUGAUGCUGCUGGUGGGGGCUGCCUGGGGCCAGGAACAAGUGCCUACCCCUGUGUGGAGACAGAACUCUCCAGACGUGGGGCCAAUGGUGACCUCUCCAGACCUGGGGCCCAUGGUGAACUCUCUAGACCUGGGGCCGAUGGUGACCUCUCCUGAUUUGGGGCCUAUGGUGCACGCUUCGAGGGAGGAUUCCAUUCUCUCCAAGUGUGACUUUGAAGACAAUUCCAGACCUCUCUGUGACUGGUCUCAAAUGUCUGCAGAUGAUGGGGACUGGGUUCGGACUACUGGGCCCUCCCUGACUGGCACUUCUGGCCCCCCCGGGGGGUACCCCAAUGGAGAAGGGUAUUACCUGCACAUGGAUCCCAAGACCUUCCCUCGGGGCGGAGUGGCCCGCCUCAUUAGCCCUGUCAUAUGGGAGCAAGGCCCACUUUGCGUUCAUUUUGCCUUCCACAUGUUUGGGCUGUCAUGGGGCGCCCAGCUCAGACUGCUGCUGCUCAGGGGCCGGAGGCACCACCUGCCCUAUGUGCUCUGGAAACACAUGAACACCCAGAGUCUCUCUUGGAUGCCCACCACUGUCACUGUGCCAGCAGAUCAUGAUAUACCAAGCUGGCUGAUGUUUGAAGGCAUGAGGGGAAAUACUGCCUACCUGGACAUCUCUCUGGAUGGCCUCUCUAUCCAGCGGGGUACCUGCAAUCGGAUCUGCAUGUCCCAGAUGUGCACCUUUGAUACUCUAAAUGAUCUCUGUGGCUGGAGCUGGAUCCCAACUGCCACUGGGGCUAAGUGGACCCAGAAGAAGGGAUCGACAGGGAAGCCGGGUGUGGGGCCUGCUGAAGACUUCUCAAACCCUGGUAAUGGCUACUACAUGCUCCUGGACUCUAUGAAUGCAAGGCCGGGACAGAAAGCUGUUCUUCUGAGUCCCCUGAGCCACUCCAGUGGCUGUCUGACCCUGUCUUUCUACUACAUAAUGCGUGGCCAGGAACAAGAAGAAGGCCUUUUCGUCUAUGCUACAUUUUUGGGCAACAUCCGGAAACACACUCUCUUCUCAGGACACCCUGGACCUGACUGGCAGGCUGUGUCUGUCAAUUACACAGGACAGGGACAGAUGCAGUUCAUGGUGGUAGGUGUCUUUGGAAAUAACCCAGAGCCAGCAAUAGCUGUGGAUUCCAUCAGCAUUGGUCCCUGUGGGGAGAGCUUUCCCCAGUGCGACUUUGAAGACAGAGCUCAUCCUUUCUGUGACUGGAACCAGGUGUAUGGAGACAUCGGACACUGGAGCUGGGGAAGUAAAAGUGUACCCACCCCCAUCUCAGGGUCCCAAAGAGAGUUCCCAUAUGGAGGGAAGCAUUACAUUUUCUUCGAUUCAGUCAAGUUAUCCCAGGAGGGGCAGUCUGCCAGAUUGGUGAGUCCACCGUUCUGUGCCCCUGGGGACAUCUGUGUGGAGUUUGCUUACCAUAUGUAUGGCCUUGGGAAAGGUACCACACUCAAGCUCCUGCUGGGGAGUCCAGCGGGGAGUUCUCCAAUUCUUUUGUGGAACCGCAUGGGGUCUCAGAGUUCUGGCUGGAUGAACAGCUCCGUCACCAUCCCUAAAGGACACCAGCAGCCCAUGCAGCUGUUUAUUGAGGCCACCCGGGGCACCAGCAGUGCCUUUGUUGUUGCUCUGAACUUCAUCUUGAUCAGUCAUGGACCAUGUCGGGUAUUGCUGCAGACAGAGAUUCCUUCCAGUCCUCUGCUUCCACCUACUGGCCCUUCCGAACCUACUGUUCCUAUGAUUCCCAUGGAAGAGGCCACAAUCCCCACAGAAACAGCCACUAUCUCCAUAGAAGUGAACAACGUCUCUCCUGAAGAGACCAGUGUCCCCUCUGAGGAGACCAUCCCUACAGAAGUUACCACUGCAUCUCCUGAAGAGAUCAUUCUCCCCACAGACGUGACCACUUCCCCCAUAGAAAUAACUACUGUUCUCCAUGAAGAGACCCCUGUCCCUACAGAAUUAACAGCAGCCCACAUGGAAGCGACCAAUGCCUCUCUUGAAGAGACCAGUGUCCCCCCUGAGGAGACCACUCUCCCUACAGAAGUGACCACUGUCCUUCCUGAAGAGACCACUCUCCCUCCUGAAGAGACCACUCUCCCUCCUGAAGAGACCACCAUCCCUACAGAAGUGACCACUGUCCCUCCUGAGGAGACCACUGUCCCUACAGAAGUGACCACUGUCCCUCCUGAAGUGACCACUGUCCCUCCUGAAGAGACCACUCUCCCUACAGAAGUGACCACUGUCCCUCCUGAGGAGACCACUGUCCCUCCUGAAGUGACCACUGUCCCUCCUGAAGUGACCACUGUCCCUCCUGAGGAGACCACCAUCCCUACAGAAGUGACCACUGUCCCUCCUGAAGAGACCACUAUCCCUACAGAAGUGACCACUGCCCCUCCUGAAGAGACCACCAUCCCUACAGAAGUGACCACCAUCCCUACAGAAAUGACCACUGUUCCUCCUGCCAGCAUCCCUCCUGAGGAGACCACUGCCCCUCCUGAAGAGACCACCAUUCCUUCUGAAGAGACCACUGUCUCCACUCAAGAGACUACUCUCCCUACAGAGCAAUCUACUGUCACUCAGACAUCCACAGCAUGUAGACCACCCUGUCCAAGUCCUCCACUCAUGCCUAUUAGACCAAGCCUUUCAAAGCCUCCAGGUGUCUCAAUGACCGGCAUGACCCUAACUACAGGUGUUUCUACCACAGAGAGCUGCCCUCCAAAUGCCCACUUAGAAUCGUGUGCAUGCCCAGCAUCCUGUGAAAGCCCCAAGCCCAGCUGCCCGCCCCCCUGCGUUCCUGGCUGUGUCUGCAAUCCUGGGUUUUUGUUUAGUAACAAGCAAUGUAUCAAUGAGUCUUCCUGCAAUUGCCUCUACAAUGAAAAGUACUACAAGCCUGGGGAAGAAUGGUUCACUCCCAAUUGCACAGAGCGGUGCCACUGCUUGCCUGGUAGCCUGAUGGAGUGCCAGAUCUCUCAGUGUGGGACACACACUGUAUGCCAGCUGAAGAGUGGCCAGUACCAGUGUGAGCCCUACGGUAAGGCCACCUGCCUGGUCUAUGGGGACCUUCAUUUUGUCACCUUUGAUGAGAGGCACAUUGAUUUCACGGGGACAUGUACCUAUAUCUUGACCCAAACCUGCAACAACUCCACAGGCCCAUUCUUUAAGAUAACAGCAAACACUGAAGAACGUGGAGUAGAAGGUGUGUCCUGCCUGGACAAAGUUGUCAUCACUCUGCCAGAGACUACCGUUACCAUGAUCAGUGGCAGACACACACUGGUUGGGGAUCAGGAAGUCACCCUUCCAGCCAUACCUUCUGACAACACCUAUGUGGGUCUGAGUGGGCGAUUUGUGGAGCUGAGGACGACGUUUGGUUUGAGAGUGAGAUGGGACGGUGACCAGCAGCUUUUUGUGACUGUGUCCAGUACCUACUCGGGCAAACUCUGUGGUUUCUGUGGGAACUAUGACGGGGACAGCAGCAAUGACAACCUGAAGUUAGAUGGCAGGAUGACGCAAGAUGAGGAGGAGCUGGGCCUGAGCUGGCAUGUGGAAAUGGAAGAGGACAAGGAGUGUCAGGAGAAGAAGAAUCUGCUACCGUGUGACCCUGCUUUGGGGAGCACUAUGUCGGGACCCAAGUUCUGUGGACAGCUUGUCGACCCAAGCGGACCCUUUGAGGCAUGCCUGCUCCACCUGAAGGCCUCAUUCUUCCUGGACAACUGUGUGACUGACAUGUGUAGCUUCCAGGGUCUCCAGCAGAAGCUCUGUGCUCAUAUGUCAGCCAUGACGGCCACCUGCCAGGAUGCUGGCUAUCCUGUGAGGCCCUGGAGGGAACCCCAGUUCUGCCCCUUGGUCUGCCCUAAAAAUAGCAGGUACUCCCUAUGUGCCAAGCCAUGCCCGGACACCUGCCAUCCUAGAUCUACUACCCAGAUUUGCUCAGAUAACUGUGUGGAAGGCUGCGAGUGUGACCCUGGCUUCAUCCUCAGUGGUUCUGAGUGUGUCCCUUCAGCCCAGUGUGGGUGCACCAACCUCCAGGGGCGUUACUUCAAGGUACAUGAGCAGUGGUUUAAUCCAGACUGCAAGGAGCUCUGCACUUGUGAAAGCCACAACAACAUUCUCUGCAAGCCCUGGACGUGUAAGGCUCAGGAGGCCUGUAGCCAUAGGAAUGGCGUACUAGGCUGCCAUGCCCAAGGUGCAGCCACCUGCAUUGCGUCUGGCGACCCUCACUACCUAACAUUCGAUGGAGCUUUGCAUCACUUCAUGGGCACCUGCACUUAUGUACUGACCCAGCCUUGCUGGUCCAAAUCUCAAGAGAACAACUUUGUCGUGAGCGCCACCAAUGAGAUACGUGAUGGUAACUCGGAAGUCUCCUACAUCAAAGCUGUUCACGUGCAGGUCUUUGACCUCAAAAUCUCCCUGUUCAAAGGUCGAAAGGUUGUGCUGAACAACCAAAGGGUGGCAUUACCCGUGUGGUCUUCGAAAGGACGAGUGACCAUUAGGUUGAGUGGCAUCUUUGUCCUGCUCUACACGAACUUUGGGCUUCAAGUUCGAUAUGAUGGAAGGCAUCUGGUGGAGGUGACAGUGCCUUCCUCGUAUACUGGCUCACUCUGCGGGCUGUGUGGGAACUACAACAAUAACAGUAUGGAUGAUGAUCUUCAUACAGACAUGAAGCCAGCAGUCAACUUACUUCUGCUGGGAGCUACUUGGAAAAUCCUUGAAGCCUCUGAUCCUGGUUGCCUCCUAGUUGGGGGCAAGCCUUCCAGCUGCGCAGAGAGCAACAUGGACGACGCCUGGACUGAAAACUGUGCCAUCUUGAUGAACCCUCUUGGGCCUUUCUCCAAUUGCCACGAGGCGGUGCCCCCGCAGGCCAGCUUCUCCAGUUGUGUGUAUGGCCAGUGUGAAACCAACGGAGACAACCUAACCCUCUGCCACUCCCUGCAGGCCUACGCAUCUCUGUGUGCCCAGGCUGGCCAGGUGACUACCUGGCGCAACAGCACCUUCUGCCCUCUGAAGUGCCCACCCAAGAGCAGUUACAACCCAUGUGCCAACUCCUGCCCAGCCACCUGCUUUACCCUAAGCACCCCAAGAGACUGCCCAAUGCUGCCCUGUGUAGAGGGCUGUGAAUGCCAGCGUGGCCACAUCCUGAGUGGAACCACCUGUGUGCCCCUCAGACAGUGUGGCUGCAGUGACCAGGAUGGCUCCUACCACCUGUUGGGGGAGAGCUGGUACACAGAGAAGACCUGCACCACCCUCUGCACAUGCUCAGUCCACAACAACAUCACCUGCAGCCCAACGUCCUGUGAGGCCAACCGGGUGUGUUUGCGCCAGGAAGGGCUGCUGCACUGCGCUGCAGAGAUGGGAGAGUGUCACAUCUCAGAGGAUUCCCAGAUUGUGAGCUUUGAUGAUCAUAGCCAUCCUAUUCAAGACACAUGUACUUACGUCUUGGUCAAAGUGUGCCACCCCAGCAUGGACCUGCCUUUCUUCACGAUCAGCGCCAAGACCAACAUAAACAACGGCAAAAACAAGACUUUCCAUGUCUAUCAGGUGUACAUUGACAUCUUCAACUCCCACAUCACUCUUCAGAAAGACCAUUUAGUCCUCAUCAACGACUCAGUGGUCAUCCUUCCCACCACCACCCAGAUCCCAGGAGUCAGUGUCGUGGCUGAAGAUGUUUAUACCAUUGUCACAAUUAAGGAUGAAAUUCAAGUCAAGUUUGAGAGCAAUAAUUUCUUAGAUGUCAAAAUCCCUGCAUCCUCUAGUGGGAAGGUCUGCGGCGUGUGUGGCAAUUUCAACGGUGAAGAGGAGGAUGAGCUCAUGACACCCAGUGAUGAGUUAGCUGAGGAUGAGCAGGAAUUCAUGAACAGCUGGAAAGAUAAGAACAUUGACGCAAAUUGCCAGAAAAUGGAAGAGCAGAACAUCCAAGUGGAACAGGAGGAGAUCAUGAAUGGAAAAUGCAGGCCCGCUGACUUUGAGAAAGCCCAGGGAAUCUGCCUGACUGCCCUCCAGGGUCCUGCCUGGGCCCAUUGUUCCUCCGGGGUACCCGUCAGGCCCUUCUUGCUGAAGUGUAUGAACAGCUUCUGUGAAUUCAGAGAACUCUUCCGUGCUCUUUGUGAUGCUCUGCAGUCCUUUGAAGAUACCUGCCAGAACCAGGGGCUUAAGCCACCCAUCUGGAGGAACAGCAGCUUCUGCCCUCUGGAGUGCCCAGCUCACAGUCACUACACCAACUGCCUUCCCUCCUGUCUACCUUCCUGCUCGGACCCAGACAGCCGCUGUGAGGGCUCUGGCCACAAAGUCCCCACCACCUGCAAGGAGGGCUGCAUCUGUCAACCUGACUAUGUGCUGAAAAAUGACAAGUGUGUGCUCAAAGCUCAUUGUGGCUGCAAAGACGCCCAGGGUGUCUACAUUCCGGAAGGCAAGAACUGGAUCUCCAGUAACUGUGCCCAGAACUGUGUCUGCAUUGGAGGGACCAUUGAGUGCCAGAAUUUCCAGUGUCCCUCAGGAGCUCAGUGCCAGGACAAUGAAGAGGGCAGCGGUAACUGUGUCGAAAUAAUUGUGCAGUGCCCAGCCCACAGCAUUUACACCAACUGCCUUCCCCCGUGUCCUCCUACCUGCUCCGACCCGGAUGGCCACUGUGAGGGCAUAAGCCCCAACAUCCCUUCCACUUGCAAAGAAGGCUGCCUCUGCCACCCUGGCUUUGUGCUUGACAAGGACAAGUGUGUACCCAGAAUUGAGUGUGCCUGCAAAGACACCCAGCAUGCCUUCAUCUUAGCAGGCAAGACUUGGAUAUCCAAAGACUGUACCCAGAGCUGUACCUGCAUGAAAGGGACCGUGACGUGCCAGGAUUUCCAGUGUCCCCCAGGGACAUACUGCAAGAACAGCAAUGAUGGUGGCAGUGACUGUGUCAAAAUCUUAGCUCUGCAGUGCCCUGCCCACAGCCAGUUCACAGACUGCCUGCCCCCCUGUCAUCCGUCCUGCUCCGACCCGGACAGCCACUGUGAGGGCAUCAGCCCCAAAGCCCACUCUGACUGCAAAGAGGGCUGCAUGUGUCAACCUGGCUAUGUGCUGCAUAACGACAAGUGUGUACUCAAAAUUGAGUGUGGCUGCCAAGACACCCAGGGUGGCUUCAUCCCUGCAGGCAAGAACUGGACCUCCAGAGGCUGUUCCCAGAGCUGUAACUGCAUGGAAGGGAUCAUUCGAUGCCAGAAUUUCCAGUGUCCCUUAGGGACUUACUGCCAGGAUCUUGAGGAUGGCACCAAUAACUGUGCCAAUAUCACUCUGCAGUGCCCCGCCCACAGCAGCUUCACCCACUGUCUACCUUCUUGUCAGCCUUCCUGCUUGGACCCAGAAGGCCACUGUGAGGGCUCCACCACCAAAGACCCCUUCGCCUGCACGGAGGGCUGUGUCUGUGAGCCUGACUAUGUGCUGCUUAACGACAAGUGUGUGACCAGAAUUGAGUGUGGCUGCAAAGACGCUCAGGGUGUCUUCAUCCCCGCAGAUAAGACUUGGAUCAACAGGGGCUGUAUGCAGAGCUGUUCCUGCAUGGGAGGGGCCAUCCAGUGCCAGAAUUUCCAGUGUCCCUCGGGGACUUACUGCAAGGACCUCGAGGCUGGCAGCAGUAACUGCACCAGUAUCCCUCUCCAGUGCCCUGCCCACAGCCACUACACCAACUGCCUUCCACCCUGUCAGCCCUCCUGCUCAGACCCCGAUGGCCACUGUGAGAGUUCUGGUAACAAAGCCCCCUCCGCCUGCACGGAGGGCUGUGUCUGUGAACCUGGCUAUGUCCUCGGUAACGACAAGUGUGUGCCCAGAAUUGAGUGUGGCUGCAAAGACGUCCAGGGUGUUCUCAUCCCUGCAGAUACGACCUGGAUCAACAGAGGUUGUACUCAGAGCUGCACCUGCAAGGGAGGGGCCAUCCAGUGCCAGAGCUAUCACUGUCCCUCAGGGACUUACUGCAAUGAUACGGAGGAUGACAACAGUAACUGUGCCACAAUCACUCUGCAGUGCCCCGCCCACAGCAGCUUCACCCACUGUCUACCUUCUUGUCAGCCUUCCUGCUUGGACCCAGAAGGCCACUGUGAGGGCUCCACCACCAAAGACCCCUUCGCCUGCAAGGAGGGCUGUGUCUGUGAGCCUGACUAUGUGCUGCUUAACGACAAGUGUGUGACCAGAAUUGAGUGUGGCUGCAAAGACGCUCAGGGUGUCUUCAUCCCCGCAGAUAAGACCUGGAUCAACAGAGGCUGUACUCAGACCUGUACCUGCAUGGGAGGGACCAUCCAGUGCAGGAAAUUUCAGUGUCCCUCAGAGACUUACUGCCAGGACAUCGAGGAUGGCAACAGUAACUGCACCAGAAUCUCUCUGCAGUGCCCAGCCAACAGCAACUUCACCAACUGCCUUCCUUCUUGUCAACCUUCCUGCUCUGAUGUGGAUGUCCACUGUGAGGAAUCCAGCCCCAAAGCCCCCUCUUCCUGCAAGGAGGGCUGCGUCUGUCAAUCUGGCUAUGUGUUGCAUAACAACGAGUGUAUACUCAGAAAUCAGUGUGGCUGCAAAGAUGCCCGGGGUGCCCUCAUCCCAGAAGGCAAGACCUGGAUCACUAGGGGCUGUACACAGCGCUGUAACUGCGCGGGAGGGGCCAUCCAAUGCCAGAAUUUCCAGUGUCCCUCGGAGACUUACUGCAAGGACCUCGAGGAUGGCAGCAGUAACUGCACCAGUAUCCCUCUGCAGUGCCCGGCCCAUAGCCGCUACACCAACUGCCUUCCGUCCUGUCCACCCUCGUGCUUGGAUCCUGAGGGCCUCUGUGAGGGCACCAGCCCUAAAGUUCCCUCCACCUGCAAGGAGGGCUGUGUCUGCCAACCUGGCUACCUGAUGCAUAAAAAACAGUGCGUGCUCAGAAUCUUCUGCGGCUGCAAAGACACUCAAGGUGCCCCCAUCUCGGCAGACAAGACAUGGCUCUCCAGAGGCUGUACCCAGGCCUGUACCUGCUCAGCAGGGACCAUUCGCUGCAGGAAUUUCAAGUGUCCCUCAGGAACCUACUGCAAGAAUGGGGAUAAUGGCAGUCCCAACUGCACCGAAAUCACUCUGCAGUGCCCAACCAACAGCCAAUUCACAGACUGCCUUCCCUCCUGUCUACCUUCUUGCUCCAACCACUGUGAGGUCACCAGCCCCGGCAUCCCUUCCAGCUGCAAGGAGGGAUGUCUCUGCAACCAUGGCUUUGUGUUCAGUGAGGACAAAUGUGUGCCCAGAACUCAGUGUGCCUGUAAAGACGCCCGGGGUGCCAUCAUCCCGGCAGGCAAGACCUGGACCUCCAAAGGCUGUACCCAGAUCUGUGCCUGCGUGGAAGGCGAUAUCCAAUGCCAGAAUUUUCAGUGUCCUCCAGAGACCUACUGCAAGGACAAUGAUGACGGCAGCAAUACUUGCACCAAAAUCGCUCUCCAGUGCCCGGCCCACACCCAGUACACCAAGUGCCUUCCCUCCUGCCUGCCCUCCUGCUUGGACCCAGAAGGCCUCUGCAAACACAUCAGUCCUAAAGUCCUCUCCUCCUGCAAGGAGGGCUGCAUGUGCCAAUCUGGCUACGUGCUGAACGGUGACGAGUGUGUCCCCAGGGUUGAAUGUGGCUGCAAAGACACCGAGGGUGAUCUCAUCCCGGCUGGCAAGACCUGGACCUCCCCAGGCUGUACCCAGAGCUGUGUCUGCAUGGGAGGAGCUAUUCAGUGCCAGAAUUCCCAGUGUCCCCCAGGGACGUACUGCAAGGACAAUGAAGAUGGCAGCAGUAACUGUACCAAAAUAAGUAAAGCUCUGCAUUGCCCAGCCUACAGCCUAUUCACCAACUGCCUUCCCUCCUGUCUGCCUUCCUGCUUGGACCCUGAUGGCCUCUGUAAGGGAGCCAGUCCCAAAGUCCCCUCCACUUGCAAGAAGGGCUGUGUCUGUCAAUCUGGCUACGUACUGAGUAACGCCAAGUGUAUACCCAGAAACCAGUGUGGCUGCAGAGAUGCCCACGGUGCUCUCAUCCCAGAAGACAAGACCUGGGUCUCCAGAGGCUGUACCCAGAGCUGUAUCUGCAUAGGAGAAACCAUCAAGUGCCUGCGUUUCCAGUGUCCGCCUGGGAUGUACUGCAGGGACAAUGAAGAUGGCAGCAGUAACUGUCUAAAGUGUCCAGCCAACAGCAGCUACACGAACUGCUCUCCUCCCUGUCCACCUUCUUGCUUGGACCCAAAGGGCCGCUGUAAAGGCCGUGACCCCAGACCCCCCUCCACCUGCACGGAAGGGUGCCUCUGCCACCCUGGCUUUGUGCUUGACAGGAAAAAGUGUGUGCCCAAAAAUGAGUGUAGCUGCAAAGAUGCACAGGGCACUCUCAUUCCAGCUGGCAAGACCUGGACCUCCCCAGGCUGUACCCAGAGCUGUACCUGCGUGAGAGGGGCUGUUCGGUGCUGGAAUUUCCAGUGUCCCCCAGGGAUGUACUGCAAGGACAAUGAAGAUGACAGCAGUAACUGUACCAAAAUAACUCUGCAGUGCCCAGCCCACAGCCUCUACACCGACUGCCUUCCCACCUGUCUCCCCUCCUGCUUGGACCCCAAUGCCUUCUGUGGGGGCACCAGCCCUAAAGUCCCCUCUACUUGCAAGGCGGGCUGCAUCUGUGAACCUGGCUAUGUGCUGGAUAAAGACAAGUGUAUUCUUAAAAUUGAGUGUGGCUGCAGAGACGCCCAGGAUGCUGUCAUUCAGGCUGGCAAGACCUGGAUCUCCUCAGGUUGUACCCAGAGGUGUGCCUGCGUGGAAGGGGUCAUUCAGUGCGAGGAUUUCCAGUGUCCCCCAGAGACGUACUGCAACAUCGACAAUAACUGUGAAAAAAUACCUCUGCAGUGCCCAGCCCACAGCCACUUCACCAGCUGCCUUCCCUCCUGUCCACCCUCCUGUUCCAACCUGGAUGGCCGCUGUGAGCAGACCAGCCCCAAAUUCCCCUUCGUCUGCAAGGAGGGCUGCAUCUGUCAAUCUGGCUACUUCCUGAAUAAGGACAAGUGUGUACUUCAGAAUCACUGUGACUGCAAGGAUGCUGAGGGUGGCCUGAUUCCGGCUGGCAAGACCUGGACCUCCCCAGGCUGUACCCAGAGCUGUACCUGCGUGGAAGGGACUGUUCAGUGCCGUAAUUCCCACUGUCCCCCAGGGACAUACUGCAAGGACAACGAAGAUGGCAGCAGUAACUGCACCAAAAUUUCUCUGCAGUGCCCUGCUCACAGCCACUUCACCGACUGCCUUCCUGCCUGUCUACCUUCCUGUUCCAAUCUGAAUGGCAGCUGCGUGGAGUCCAGCUCCAGAGCUUCCUCUCUCUGCAAGGAGGGCUGUAUCUGUCAACCUGGCUACUUGUUAAAUAACAAUAAGUGUGUGCUCCGAAUUCAGUGUGGCUGCAAAGACUCCCAGGGUGGCCUCAUUCCCGCAGGCAGGACGUGGAUCUCCAGUGACUGUUCUAUGACCUGUAACUGCCUGGGAGGGGCCAUCCAGUGCAGGAAUUUCCAGUGUCCCCCAGGGACUUACUGCAAGGAGAACAAUGAUAACACCAGUGCCUGUGCCAAACUCUCUCUUCAGUGUCCCGCCCACAGCCACUACACAGACUGCCUUCCCGCAUGUCAGCCUUCCUGUACUGAUCUGGAUGGCCACUGUGAGGAUGCCAGUCCCAAAGUCCCAUCUCCCUGCAAGGAGGGCUGCCUCUGUCAACCUGGCUACGUGGUGCAUAAUCAGAACUGUGUGCUCCAAAUUCACUGUGGCUGCAGAGAUGCCCAGGGUGGCCUCAUCCCGGCAGGCAAGACCUGGAUCUCCAGUGACUGCUCCCAGAGCUGUACCUGCAUGGGAGGGACUGUCCAGUGUCACAACUUCACCUGCCCCCCAGGGACUCAGUGCCAGAACAGUAACUGUUCCAAAAUCACUAUACAGUGCCCAGCCCACAGCCAGUACACCACCUGUCUUCCCUCAUGUCUACCAUCCUGCUUUGACCCAGAAGGCCUCUGUGAGGGCACCAGCCCAAGAGCCCCCUCCACCUGCAAGGAGGGCUGUGUCUGUAAAUCUGGCUACGUGCUCAAUGAGGACACGUGUGUGCUCAGAAUUCAGUGCAGCUGCAAGGAUGCCCAUGGUGAUCUCAUCCCGGCAGACAAGACCUGGCUCACCAGAGGCUGUACCCAAAACUGUACCUGCAAAGAAGGGGACAUUCAUUGCCAGAAUUUCAAGUGUCCCUUGGGGACUGAAUGCAAGGACAGUGUUGAUGGCAGCAGUAACUGUGCCAAAAUUGCUCUGAAAUGCCCAGCCCACAGCCACCACACCGACUGCCUUCCCUCCUGUAUCCCAUCCUGCUCCAACAUGAAUGACCGCUGUGAGAGUGCCAGCCCCAAAAGCCCCUCUACCUGCAUAGAAGGUUGCCUCUGCCACGCUGGCUUUGUGUUCAAUAAGGACAAGUGUGUACCCAGAACUCAGUGUGGCUGCAAAGACUCCCAGGGUACCCUCAUUCCGGCGGGUAAGGACUGGAUUGCUACAGGCUGUUCCCAGAGAUGCACCUGCAUGGGAGGACUUGUUCAGUGCCACGACUUUGCGUGCCCCUCAGGAACCGAGUGCCAGGACAUCGAGGAUGGCAACAGUAACUGUGUUGAAAUCACUGUGCAGUGCCCGGCCCACAGUCGCUACUCCAACUGCCUCCCACCCUGUCAGCCUUCCUGCUCAGACCCUGAUGGCCACUGUGAGGACACCAGCCCCAAAGCCUCCUCGGCCUGCAAGGAGGGCUGUGUCUGUGAACCUGACUAUGUGCUGAGUUACGACGACGACAGAUGUGUGCUCAGCAGUGAGUGUGGCUGCAAGGACACCCAUGGCGUUCUCGUCCAGGAGGGCAAGACCUGGGUCUCCAGGGGAUGUACCAAGAACUGCAUCUGCAAGGAAGGGACUAUUCAAUGUCACGACUUCGGAUGCCCAACAGGGUCCCGUUGCAAGGACAAUAAAGAGGGCAACAGUGACUGUGUCAUCUACGCUCUGCAGUGCCCAGCCCACAGCCUCUACACCGACUGCCUCCCCUCCUGUCUCCCUUCCUGCUCGGACCCAGAGGGCCUCUGUGGGGGCGCCAGCCCUGAAGUUCCCUCCACCUGCACGGAAGGCUGUGUCUGUCAAUCUGGCUAUGUGCUGCAUAAAAACAAAUGUAUGCUUAGAAUGCACUGUGACUGCAAAGACUUCCAGGGCGGCCUCAUCCAGACCGGCCAGACAUGGAUCUCUUCCGGGUGUUCCAAGAUCUGUGCAUGCCAGGGAGGGUUCAUUCAGUGCCAAAGUUACAAAUGCCCCUCGGGGACCCAGUGCGAGGAGAGCGAAGAUGGCAGCAAUAACUGUGUCUCCAGCACUGUGAAGUGCCCAGACAACAGCCUUUACACCCACUGCCUUCCCUCCUGUCUACGUUCCUGCUCCAAUCCUGACGGCCGCUGUGAGGGCACCAGCCACAAAGCCCCCUCCACCUGCAGGGAGGGCUGUGUCUGUCGACCUGACUACCUGCUCAAUAAGGACACGUGUGUGCGCAAAGACCAGUGUGGCUGUAAAGAUAUCAGGGGUGACGUCAUCCCUGAAGGCAAGACCUGGAUCUCCAGUGGCUGCACCCAGAGCUGUGCCUGCACUGACGGGGUCAUCCAGUGCCAGAAUUUCGUCUGCCCGUCAGGGUCCCACUGCCAGCACAACGAGGAUGGCAGCAGUGACUGUGCCGCCAACAAACUGGAAAAAUGUACCAUCUUUGGGGACCCCUAUUACUUCACGUUUGAUGGCGUCACUUACCGCUUCCUGGGUCGUAUGAACUACUAUCUCAUAAAGACUGUGGACAAGCUCCCAAAAGGGAUUGAGCCCCUGACCCUGGAGGGGCGCAACAAGAUAUCCCCCAAAGGGAGCUCAGCCUUGUGUGAAGUGACCACCAUCGUCUAUGGCUAUAAAAUCCAGCUCCAAGAAGACCUGGUGGUGUUGGUCAACAAUGAAAAGGUGGCGAUCCCCUACAGUCUAAACGAGCACCUGUGGGUCAUCUUUCGCGCUCAGCGGCUGCUUCUCAUCACUGACUUUGAAAUGGUGGUGGACUUUGAUGGGAAGCACACUGCAGUGAUCUCCUUGCCUACCACAUACCGUGGACUGAUACGGGGCCUGUGUGGAAACUAUGACAAGGACCAAGCCAAUGAAUUCAUGUUGCCCAGUGGAGAGGUCACCUCAGAUGUCCAUGUCUUUGGCAACAGUUGGGAGGUGAAGUUGAAGCAUGCCUUCUUCCGAUUCCCAAGGGCCAUACCAGAAAAGGGAAGAGCCAAAGAGCCUGACCUUCUCCAAUCAGAAUGCAGCCCAGAGCACACCGCGCUCAUCAGCAGCACCCAGGCCUGUAGGGUGCUUGUGGAUCCGCAGGGCCCCUUUGCUGCAUGUCACCAGAUUAUAGCCCCAGAACCCUUCGAACAGCGCUGUGUGUCAGAUAUGUGCACUGGCUGGAAGACCAAAGAAGAAGAGGAACUUCGAUGUCGUAUCCUCAGUGGCUAUGCCAUCAUUUGCCAGGAGGCAGGUGCCAACAUGACUGGUUGGCGGGACCAUACACACUGUGCCAUGACAUGUCCUGCCAAUACUGUGUAUCAGCGCUGCAUGACACCCUGCCCAGCAUCCUGUGCCAAAUUUGUGACCCCCAAGGUCUGUGAAGGCCCCUGCGUAGAAGGCUGUGCCAGCCUCCCAGGCUACAUUUACAGUGACACGAAGAGCCUCCCAGUGACGCACUGUGGCUGCACCACCGAUGGCGUCUAUUACAAGCUGGGUGACAGCUUUAUAACUAACGACUGCUCCCAGCACUGUACCUGUGCAAGCCAGGGGAUCCUGCUGUGUGAGCCCUAUGGCUGCAGAGCUGGGGAGUCCUGCGUGGUGGCCAACUUUACUCGAGGCUGCUUCCAGGACAGCCCGUGUCUGAAGAACCCCUGUCACAAUGAUGGCCAGUGUGAGGAGCAAGGGGCCACUUUCGUCUGCCACUGUGAUUUUGGUUAUGGAGGAGAAUUCUGCACAGAGCCUCAAGAUAUCACAUCCAGGAAAAAGCUAGAAGCAUCCAGCUUAGUGGCCAUCCUGCCAGGAGUGCUUGUGAUGGUGUUAGUCCCGGUCUUACUGCCCAGACUUUAUGUUUACGUGACAACAAGAACUGCCAUGGCAAGGAGGAGGAGAGGGGAGAAACUGUUGAGACAAAGUAGUCUUAGGCUGGAGGACACAGAUGUUCCAGAGCCCGCCUUCAAACCCACCGAGUUCUGAGUUGUCCUCAAACAGAGAAAAAUAGUUUAUUUUUUUAAAUAC